This is a messenger RNA of Hemibagrus wyckioides, 7857 nucleotides long. RefSeq names its product adhesion G protein-coupled receptor F5. The transcript has 19 exons. Gene Ontology annotation, cellular component: membrane. Gene Ontology annotation, molecular function: G protein-coupled receptor activity. The record is from RefSeq and is a predicted model, not a curated record. NCBI's taxonomy places the organism in Eukaryota, Metazoa, Chordata, Actinopteri, Siluriformes, Bagridae. Gene Ontology annotation, biological process: G protein-coupled receptor signaling pathway; cell surface receptor signaling pathway. Bases 1434 to 6263 code for a protein of 1609 amino acids.
UUACCUGACUAAUAAAGUAAUCAAAACAAUUGCAUUCUACAUUUCCUUUUGAGCGAAAGAUGUACAACUUAAAAAUCUGCAACAAUUAUGUACUCAUCAUCAUAACAAAGACAGAUAUUGGUAUUGAGAUGCCAAUUUUUAUUAAAUAAAACAGAAACAAAACAAAGUAGGGCAAACAAACAAGGGCAAUACAAUGCGUACUCAAGCAAAACCAAUAUGAUACACAAUGUAAGAGUCACAUGUUUUGCCACACUGCUGAGAAACAGAGUCUGCAUUGCCGGGUGGCACCAUGCCAAACAAAUAUUCUAAGGAGUGUUUCCAGCACCUCGUUCAAUUCACGCCUUAAAUACCCGACAGUGUAGUGAGGUUCUGCCCCGUCUUAGUCUAGUUUUCAAAAUAAGAACUGAAAUACUGUUAUGUAUGUUUUUUUCAAGGAUUAAUUAAAUACCAUAUUUGUCUGAACAAGCUUUGCAGCCAGAGGGGGAGUUUAUUAGAGACUUGCUCAUGUAGUCCUGUCAGACAUUGUUAUUUGUUAGACAUAUUUUAGUUGGGUCUAUUAUAUCUGUACAGAUAAUAUCGGACUAAUUUACAGUCUAGAAGACUGGCCAGUGAUUAAUUAUUGAUAAAGUCUAAAUCCAUUCCAGUGAUUACAUAACACCACAUGAAACUCAUACCAAAUAGCUAGUUGACACAUCAGGCCCUUAUUGCAAGUAGAGUUAUAAUUUCCUGCAUGUGUGUCUUAUGUAUUUGGUAAUGACAAGGAUACAUAGAAAGUAUAUCAUCUCCUAAAUAUAGAUCGAAAGUCUUAUUUGUUUGUUUGUAUUUACUGCUUGGAAAAUGUAUCUUGCCAUGCAGGUAUAAGGAUAUUAUCGGCUCCAUCAUCUACUUGUGCAUGUGGAUGGGUGUAGAAGUUAGGGCAUAAUAGCUACCCAUGAUAUUAGUGUGUACUGCUCUGAUAAAGCCACUGUGGUACCACACAAAGGUUGUAUCAAAGAUCAACCGGCAAUCUUCGUCCAUGCAAUUCAAUUAGACUCAAUGAAAUGAAAGCUGAUUUGUUCAGGCAUACUACCAGGCAUGUUGUAUCUUGUUAUGACCAAGAUUCAGUCUUAAUAGUAAUGUUGCUUAAUUCUUUCUAUUUAUAGUCAUCAUCACAGAUCAGCAUUGGGGUUUUUACAUGUAAUAUAGUGAAAAUACUAACACUGUAACUUGCAUAUGAAUGUUUGGGUAUGUAAUAUUUGCUAAACAAUGUUUGAUUAUAAAAUGUUGUUGCCUAGACAACCUUUUAAACUUAUACAUAUACCAUUGUCUCUUUCUCAGAAGAGGUUGGUUACAAGCUACAAACAAUGAGUUGUUAAUCAUAAUUGGGUGGGGUGAACUUAAAAACCAGUUUAAUUGCAAUGUGAUUGUGAAACAAUUCCUGUUCAGAUGUUUCAAUGUGCAAAAGAAUGUCCUCAGUGAACUCACGUUUACCGCACACGUGGUAUUUUGUAUUUCUUAUUUGUAGACAGGCAGAACCGUCAAAACUAAACAGUCAAGUAAACUGUACUUAUAUUACCAGGAAAAUAUCAAAAUAUGAUUUGCUUGGAUUUGUUGUCAUCCUGCUGAUUAAAAUGCAACUGGUGAACUCACAAGUGCUCCCUGAAAUUUCAGACAUUGUUGAGUUUAGCUACCCAGAGGAACAAGUGCCUCUCUUAAGGAAAACACGAGAAGUGAACACAGGCAAAGUAGAAUACAUCGUAAUUGUAGAGGUGAAUGCAUCAGAAGUGAUUUUGUUUGACCAAGUCAAAGCAUCAGCGGAUUCCAUCACUCCUUUACAAAUAGACAACAUCACAAACAUCAGUGGUUUGGACAUUAGAGCAGUGUGCCAGCCAAAUAACACUCAAUACCAGUGCACGUGUGUGGAUCAGUAUGUUUGGUCAUACAAUAAUUGUAUUACCUAUAACAACUGUGAUAACCUAAAUGAUGGAACAUGUACUUGUAUCAGUGCCAUUCCCAGUGAUGGACAGGUCUGUCUGCCAAAAACUGGCUACACAACGACUCCUGCAACAACAGCCAACACAACAAUUCCUGUAACAACAGCCAUCACAACAACUCCUGCAACAACAGCCAACACAACAAUUCCUGUAACAACAGCCAUCACAACAACUCCUGCAACAACAGCCAACACAACGACUCCUGCAACAACAGCCAUCACAACAACUCCUGCAACAACAGCCAACACAACAAUUCCUGUAACAACAGCCAUCACAACGACUCCUGCAACAACAGCCAUCACAACAACUCCUGCAACAACAGCCAACACAACAAUUCCUGUAACAACAGCCAACACAACAAUUCCUGUAACAACAGCCAUCACAACAACUCCUGCAACAACAGCCAACACAACGACUCCUGCAACAACAGCCAACACAACAAUUCCUGUAACAACAGCCAUCACAACAACUCCUGCAACAACAGCCAACACAACUCCUGCAACAACAGCCAACACAACAACUCCUGCAACAACAGCCAACACAACAAUUCCUGUAACAACAGCCAUCACAACAACUCCUGCAACAACAGCCAUCACAACAACUCCUGCAACAACAGCCAACACAACAAUUCCUGUAACAACAGCCAACACAACAACUCCUGUAACAACAGCCAACACAACAAUUCCUGUAACAACAGCCAUCACAACAACUCCUGUAACAACAGCCAACACAACAAUUCCUGUAACAACAGCCAACACAACAACUCCUGUAACAACAGCCAUCACAACAACUCCUGCAACAACAGCCAACACAACAAUUCCUGUAACAACAGCCAACACAACAACUCCUGUAACAACAGCCAUCACAACAACUCCUGUAACAACAGCCAACACAACAAUUCCUGUAACAACAGCCAACACAACAAUUCCUGUAACAACAGCCAUCACAACAACUCCUGCAACAACAGCCAACACAACAACUCCUGUAACAACAGCCAACACAACGACUCCUGCAACAACAGCCAACACAACAAUUCCUGUAACAACAGCCAUCACAACAACUCCUGUAACAACAGCCAACACAACAACUCCUGUAACAACAGCCAACACAACAACUCCUGUAACAACAGCCAACACAACAAUUCCUGUAACAACAGCCAUCACAACAACUCCUGCAACAACAGCCAUCACAACAACUCCUGCAACAACAGCCAACACAACAACUCCUGUAACAACAGCCAACACAACAAUUCCUGUAACAACAGCCAUCACAACUCCUGGAACAAAAGCCAAUACAACAAUUCCUGCAACAAAAGCCAAUACAACAACUCCUGGAACAAAAGCCAAUACAACAACUCCUGGAACAAAAGCCAAUACAACAACUCCUGGAACAAAAGCCAAUACAACAACUCCUGCAACAAAAGCCAACACAACUACACCCCCCACAACUACAACCACCACAACUACCACAGCAGCUAUUACAACCCCAGCCCAAAACAACAAGGUACUACGCCUCUCACUGAAACUAAAUCAAAGUUUUGACUUUGAACUCCUCAGUAAAAGUAGUACAACAUAUAAAUCAUAUGAAACAAAAAUUAAGAAUUCAAUUGAAAAAAGUUACAAAAAUGUACCUGGCUAUCAGCUCAACUCUGCAACAGUGACUGGUUUCAGACCUGGCAGUGUGUUUGCAGACUUCAGUAUUAAUACAACAAGUACCAACAUUGAUUUGGCUUCAGCAAGCCAACAGCUUGCUACCAAUCUCCGUAAUAACGGAUUCAGUGUUAGUGAUGAUUUACUCAGGCAAAAUGUGGAAGGAAAACUAACUAACAUCCAGGGCAACAUAUAUCCUGAUUCAGAUCUCAAAUUGACAUGUAAUCUUACAGAGAAUAAUGGAAUAAAAUGGACCCUGAAUGAGAUUCAAUUACAGCAGUCAGAACAGUAUGUAAUUAAUAAUACUGAACUCACUGUAAAGAAUGCUGGUCCCAGUAACAGUGGUCAAUAUUCAUGCAUUGCAACAGUGAACUCUCUGCCCUACACAAUCUGGCAGAUGAUUACAAUUCAGCCAUACCCUAAUAUCCAAGUGACCAGUGACAAAACUUUAGAAUGUCAGGAUACUACAAUCUCACUUCAGUGUUGUGUUCAGGGUGUAUAUCAAGUGAAAUGGACUGACCCCAAAAUCUGCAACUCACUUUCGAAAGGAGGCUGCAUAUCAUGUGACUAUAAAAUUAACAAAGAGGAAUGCCAGGCUACUGAGCAAACAAAAACGGUCUCAUGUCAACUAACACAACCUAUCAGCGAAAGCAGUUACAACUCAAAGACCAUCAAAAUAAAUGUAACAAACCAAAACUUUGACUGUUCUGACAAUGUAUUUGGAGCUGGAAUAUUGGGAGCAACACAAACCUCUAACUGUCCUGGAGACAUGGUUGGCUAUCAAGUAGCUCAGUGUAGUUCAUCAAAACAGUGGAACAUUACAGAAGACAAGUGUGUCCUGCGCGCCAUUCAAAAUUUAAAAGAUGAAGCUGAGACUUUACAGGUAGCAGGCAUCCCACAGUUUAUGGCCAGCCUCAGCAGUAAUGCUACAUCACAGACUCAAAACUUAAUUGACUCUGCAGCAACCAUAACAACAAUAGUAGACAUACUAACAAUCGUUUCAGAUCUCUCACAAACAACUUUCGUCAGUCAAACUAUUAUGACGGAUUUCCUAAAAACAGCUGAGGUCAUUGGAACAGAUGGUUCAUCACACACUUGGGAGAGUUUAAACAAAAAUGAUACAACCAGUAAUGCCAGUAAUAUACUUCUGAAUGCGACAGAGAGCAUCGCACGCAGACUCCUGGAUGACAACUUCUUGAUAACAACAAACUUCACUUAUCUAAAAAAAGAAUCAAUUACUGCCCCAUUUUCUGAAGACUUUGGAAAAAAUUUAACUACCCAUAUUAAUAUUCCAGUGACUAGUGCAAAGAUGUUCCUCACAGUCAUAAUAUCGUCAGCUUUUAACAACAUCUUACCUGUUCGAACUCUGACCAACAAUGACAGCAAUCAGACUGGAACCAAGAUCAAUGGAGAUGUAGUCCUGACUGAGACAACGUCAAAAAUUAACAACAUCUCCCUUUCUUUUAAAAUCAUGAAUACUACACUGGGAAACCCUCAGUGUGUCUUUUGGAACUUUAGUCUUCUGAAUGGUGUUGGUGGAUGGGACUCGACUGGAUGUCAGUUAAAGCUAUUAGGGAAUGAAAGUGAAAAAUAUACAUGUGAGUGCAAUCACACAACCUCUUUUUCUAUCUUGAUGUCACCAUUUACCCUGGAUAAAAACAAAGCCAUAAUUUUAGACUAUAUAACUUACAUUGGUGUUGGCAUUUCAAUGGGCAGCUUGGUUUUGUGCCUCAUCAUUGAAAUCAUCAUAUGGAAAUUAGUGACACGAAAUGACACAUCCUACAUGCGUCAUGUCUCCAUAGUCAACAUCGCUGUCUCCCUUCUGAUUGCGGACAUAUGCUUCAUCAUUGGAGCAGCUGUUGUUAAACAAGAGGGUCCCUGCAGUACAGCAACCUUCUUCAUGCACUUUUUUUAUCUUGCCCUUUUCUUCUGGAUGUUGCUGUCAGCACUCUUGCUCCUCUACCGCACCCUCAUGGUCUUUUCCAGAAUGACCAGAGGAGCAAUGAUGGGCAUAGGCUUCACUGUCGGCUAUGGAGCCCCGUUAAUCAUUGCUGUCAUUACAGUGGCAUCUACAGCUGGAAACAAAGGAUACAUUCAACAAGAUUACAACUGUUGGCUGAACUGGAGUAAAACGAAGGCCCUCCUGGCAUUUGUGAUUCCUGCUCUGACGAUUGUAGCUAUAAACUUCCUGGUGCUUAUUGUGGUUCUGUUUAAGAUGAUGAGAAGAGGAGUUAAUGCUUCUACUCAGCCAGAUGAGAAACAUUCCCUCGUGGUCAUUGCUAAAUGCGUGGCGAUUUUAACACCUCUCUUUGGUCUAACGUGGGGAUUUGGCAUUGGGACCCUGGUGUCAUCGAACUUUGGAAUUCAUGUGGUGUUCGCAUUCCUUAAUUCACUGCAGGGUUUCUUUAUUUUGCUGUUUGGACUAUUACUGGACAGUAAGGUCCGAGAAGCACUGGCAGGAAAGUUUUCACUGAGGAACUUAAGUUCUGGCCACACCAGGAGUACGAGUGCAGGACCUACGUCCUCAAGUGGAUUUCCUUUCAUGCAGAGGUUACGGCAAAGAUAUGUGUACAAUGUACAACAGAACAGCGGCAACACGGCUUCAGCUUCAAACAGCUCAUAUGCACCUAUCAACACUUAAGGCAGUAGACCCCAAUUAUAAGAGUAUGUUGAACUGCAAACAUUAUAAUGUACAUCUAGAUGCAAAAAAUAAUGACAAUUAAUAAAUAAACAUAAAAUAAUACAUAAUUCUAAAGCACGCUUUUUAACAUAAUUUCUCUUGAAGCUUAACACAGUUGAUUUCAGAACAAUACAUAAGGAAUGAAUUUUGAAAUGCUUAAAUAAAAUGAUCUUUAUGAUUGUUUAUUAUUUUAGGUUUUCUGAUUGUUUUUCCAUUUUAUCAAAUGAAGUAAUAAUUUAAUUAAAUAUUGCUGUAUUCCUAAAGCAAAAACAUUUCCUCAAAAAUAGCACUAUUAUCAAAACUCUUCUUAAUUAUCUUUAUUAUUUCAUAUGGCACCCAUACAAUGAUGAAAUGUUAUUCCCUGACCUCUAAAGUAUGGAUUGGAGAUUUGGAUUUUGUUAUGGUUUCUGUUUUGUAAAGAAUAAAUUUUUUUAACAAAUGAAUUAUAAUUUACAUUAUGUUGUCUCUGGUAUUUAAUCAAGUUAGUUUUGGGUCAGCUUGGUCUGAGCCCUCAAUUCAGACCUCUGAACUACUAAUUGAAUAAUCAUAACUGAAAAUUUCACAGUAAUGACAGACCAAAUCAUACAUGCUCCAAACCUAUGAAUUUGUUUAAAUAAUCUUUAUGAAAAUUCAAUUAUGCCACAGAUCCUGACUGAUAAGAAGGUGAUGGAUAAGAGUGUCUGCCAAAUGCCAGAAAUGUGAAUGUGAUGAUUUACUUUCUUUAACAGCGACUCGUUAUCGUAAAUCGUUAUGUUAUUUUUUGCACUAAUGAACAUUUUCAGCAACUUGUGUCAGAUCAGUGGUCUGACAGUGUAGCUAUAAAUGAUCUAAUACCUUUGGAAAUAUCUGUGUCAAUCUCUUAUGGUAUUUUGUUGAAAAUGUAAAGUAUAUAUUUGUAUAUGUAACUUUAUGACAACAGUCUGGGAAAGGCCCCCACAUGGGAGUUAUAAUCAAGUGUUCAUGUAAUUUGGAUAUAUAAUUUAAGAUUCUUAAAACCUGCUCAACAUUAAACUUAUAACAUAGAAUCAGGAAGCAGGAGAAUGCAGGAAACAAAUGCAGACUGAAACUGGUCUGGCAAGUAGGAAAACAUAGUAGGAUUAGUGGUCAAUUCUAAAACAUUUGUAUGGUCAGGUGACUGAAAUAAUAACCUGAAAAGGUAAGAGGUUUCAGGCAAACCUACUCAUGUUUAGUGAGAUCAAUGUGGGCUGUAUGGAGCCAUGGUAAGUGCUAAAAAUUUAAAUUUAUGAUAUAUUUAAUGGUGUGUUCUCUUUAUUCUACGUUUUUGUAGAACAAAGCAUGCAUCAAUAUUAAGCAUCUAAUCAAUAUUAAUAAUUAGUUUCCUUUAGCUUCCUCAACUUUGCUGAACUUUUAUUUAUUGCUAAUAUUCCUUGGCCUGAGUUAGCAGCAGCUUAACAGCUCAACAGUAAUUAUCAUGGAGGAAUGAUAAUAAACAAGAGCGAAUGAUCUCUGCAUUUAAAACCUAAAGAAAUAAACAAACAAGAUUAAAAAGACAAUUAAAUCUUGCAAGAGCAACUUACUAUAAUGUGACUUUUAU